Molecule: messenger RNA, 1233 nt
Organism: Tuber melanosporum (Perigord truffle)
Lineage: Eukaryota; Fungi; Ascomycota; Pezizomycetes; Pezizales; Tuberaceae
Exons: 2
Coding region: 1-1233 (410 amino acids)
Molecular function (GO): protein binding
Source: RefSeq, a predicted model, not a curated record
AUGAACACUCUCUUUUCUAGCAUCUGUUUUCAAAUGAUUUCUCCUCAGCGACCUUCCUCCACGAUGGUGAUCCGAGCAGUCGCACCCUUGCCCCUCCAGCGCCCAUGCCCAAACCUCAACCUCUACCCAAGGAUCGUCACCUCUCUCUCGCUGCCGCAAAUCCGCACAGUAGCCCUUUUCCGCGGCAAAUAUUCCCCAAGACCUGCCGUAUCCCGACGAGCAGCGGAGACAAUGACAAUCCCACCCUCAGUUCUCCUCUCAGCUUACAAAUCCGGUGCGAGCCCAAUAUCCCCAGGUACAGCACAGGCGCUCAUAAACGACUACGCGGGGAGAACCACGUCUCCACCGUCGGAAGCUCUGGGCGAGAAAUUCUGCAGCGACCAUGGAGUAACGCCGGAGGAUUUAACCAUCCUAGCCCGUCUCCUCCUCCGACUUAAUGCCCGCGGUAGCGCCCCGCUGUUAAGGCAUUUACUGACCACCUGCGCGCACAUGAAUGUGCCCAGCGCGGUGGUGCAUCUGCACUCCCUCCUCACGGCACAGGUCCUCCGCGGGAAGGCGUUGGAAAUGGCACAGGCGGAUCUAGCCGCGAUGGCCAAGCGCCUGGCUAGGGUCGCACCGGAGCAUGCGGGUGCAGCGUUCAGGAUGGGUGAGACGGCGGAGGUGGAGGGGAAACUUGCCGAGGCGGAGGAGUGGUUCGAGAGGGCGGGCCGGGGGGAGGUCAUGGAGGGGUGGGUCAGGUUGGGCGUACUGAGAAAGGAUAGGGGAGAUUUGCAAGGGGCUAGAGAGGUUUUUGAGAAAGCGGCGGAGAUGGGGAGUGCUAGGGGGUGCUAUUUUCUUGCGCAGGUGAUGGAGGAGGGGGAGGGGGAAGAGAUUGAGGGGGUUGGAGGGAAGAGGUUGGGAUUACUGGCUAGAGCUGGGGCUGGUGGGGUUGUUGAGGCGGCCUACGAACUUGGGUCUUAUUGGCGGGGAAGGGAGGCAAGGUUUGCUGAGGAGUGGUUUCUCGUUGCUGCCUCGCAGCGCCAUGUGGAGAGUAUUGUUGCUCUCGCUCAGCUUUUAAUGGAGAAGGGGCGCAUAUCGAAUGCUAGGACUUGGGCACAGAAGGCGGCGAACAUGUCAGGGGAGAUAGGAGUGUAUGGGACGGAGAUAUUACAAGAGCUAAGUCGGAUGGAAGAAGAGAAGAGGCGGGAGAAGAGGCAGGAGGAAAGGCAGGAGGAAAGGCAGGAGGAACAAUAA